Molecule: messenger RNA, 5356 nt
Organism: Aphanomyces astaci
Lineage: Eukaryota; Oomycota; Saprolegniomycetes; Saprolegniales; Verrucalvaceae
Exons: 4
Coding region: 24-5297 (1757 amino acids)
Cellular component (GO): nuclear pore
Source: RefSeq, a predicted model, not a curated record
GUGCCCUCCAUUUAUUCGUCGUGAUGGCAGGUUUGGGAACCACCGCCGCCGCCACCGCGACGACGACAGGUGCGCUUCAGGACGACCUACUUCUUGUGAAUGUGGGCAGCCUUCGCGGCCACGAUCUCGACAAACAAGUUGGUCUCGCACUGCUGCCACAGAUCGAAUUCUCGGACGAAGUGGCGGGCCUCGUGGACGCGUCGAAAGCACUCCUCUUGGCGCCUUUGCAGUUCUUGGACGGCGAAGCUCCCGUUACGGCCCAACGCACCCAGCUCGCCAAAGGAAGCAUUCAAGUGCGCCAAGACGGAUCGGCCACCCACACGCCGCUCGCUGUGAACCCAACCAUCCAGCAGCAAAUCACGCAAAUGUCGGACGACCUGCACUUGUCCGAGGCAUCGUGCUUAAAGUAUUGGAUUCUCGCGAGUCAACCUGAGAACCGAACACUAGUAACCCAGCGCAACCACCUGGCCAAGGAUUUGAUUCAGGACAACGUUCCAGCUGCCGCGCGGGAGUUUGUGCUGCAAGAGACGUCGGCGGCGUUGUCGGCGCUUCGCCAGCUGUGCCGUGCACGGAUCGACGCUUCGCUCCCUGCUGACAAGAAGGACUUUAUCGUCUCAUUCACGAACGAUUUGGUUCGCCAGGAUGUGGUGGCCAACUUGAUCACCCUCUUGACAACAUCCAUCCCCACGUUGGUCCAACGCCCACGUGUGCAUGUGUUCGCGCUGCAGUGGCAGAAAACGAUUGCCGAGAUCCUCUUUUUGCUUGGCACGUCCACCCAUCUCAUCCAGACCGAGGUCAAGGCGCUGCUGACGUUGGCCAAAUCGUUUGCCGUUCGACUCGACGCGUUGCGAGCCACUGUUGCGUCGACACUGCAAAGCGCGAUGGGACUCGGCUCGUUUGUUGACUCGUUGCCCUUGGAUGCGCCCGAGAUGACGUCGUUACUGCACACGUUGAACUUUAUUCAAGCCACGGCGGCGUCCGUGCUUGUCGUCCAGGACACCCGGCGUUACAACCGCAACACGGGCGAGUUCACAGCUAGUGCGCCGGUGUGGUGGACGUCGGCGGUCGUGCAAGAGCUCAAUCCACUGGUGCUCCAAGACAAAUGGCUGCCGACGUCUUCCAAACUCGGCAAAGUUCAAAGUGUUAUUGGGCUGUACUACGCCCUAGCAUUGGCCAAGUCCCCAACCCACGAACGGGUCGACAGCUUUCUCGCCGACUGUGUGGCCGCCAACUGCUUUUCAUUCGCCACUCGAGCCAUGUACCCGUUUGCCCCUGUGUCCGACCCGCUCUUGAGCACGCCAUACUUUUCAACGUUUCAAGAGGUGUUUACCAGCUACGCCACGCAUUUCUUUACGGGCCAACCUGCCGCCACUGCCGACGCGGCUUCUACGUCGCGGGAACCUGCUCUCGGCGCUGCCGCCACUCGCCCCGGUGAUGACAUCAAAGACAUCUUGGACUGGGCCACGUACCUGUGCGAGCACUGCCCGACGCUGGCAGCGCAGUGCUGGUCCACUCCGGCCACGUUCGUGUCCAAGCUCUCGCCCGAAGUUGUCGCCAAAGGGCAAGUCGCGUACAUGCAUUUUCUGGCCGUGUCUGGCAAGGGCAACCCUUCCGCCGCGUACAAGCACAUCAAGGACAGCCCGCCGCCGAUCUCGUGGAAGCGGUUCUUCUCGGCCAUCGAAAGCUACCGCCGGCUGUUGAUGCCGGACCAUCCGCACACGAUGUUUCCCACGAAAGCUGUCGCGUCGUCGUCCACUCCGCACAAGUUCUCCACAGCUGAAGUGGAUGCGCUCGAAGCCAUGUUCCAUAUCUUCCAGACCAUGGUACAAGACGACAGCAUCGCGCCGUUCUUCCUCGACUGGCCAGACGUGAACGUCCUGCUUCUCUUCCUCGGGUUUGUGCGGUGCCCGAUCCCGUCCGUGCUCAAGGGAGCCGUCAUGGACACGCUGUCGUCAUUUGUGACGUCGUCGCCGAUGGGCCAAUUGAUGUGGCAGCACUUGGAGUCGGCGCAAAUUCUGCUCACCACGUCAUCGUCGUCGACACACGCGAACCAAGGCAUCUUGUUCGAGUUGGAGCAGAUUGAGAGCAUGCAGCGCACAUACCCUGCGACGUUGGGGUUUCUCAAGUUGGUGGACAAGUUGUUCCGGUUCGACUUUCCAGACGACUGCGGCGCCAACUACCGCGUGCCUGGCGCGCAACCGUACUUGGACUUUGCGCUGCAUGUGUUUUUGAAAGCCGACACGCGCGAGUACGACGUGGAGCUGGACAAGUGGCAAAUUUUGGAGCAAUGUCUGCAUCUGUUUGACCACGUGCUUGCGUCGUACACGCCGACGGCAUCCGACUUUACCGACGACUACGUGGUACUGAAUCCGCACUUGGGGUCGUUUGGCAAGAACGACAAGUACUUUCACAAACCAAAGUCGCUCGGGUUUAUGUUGCUCAGCAAGUUGUUGACGGAUAGCCCCGUGUUGCGCAAACUGGUGCAACUGCUCACGACAGAGUUGUCUGUCACCCACUUGGAACGCACCAACGACGUGGCCCAAGUCAAGUACACGACCGAUCUAUGCAUGCAGCUGGUGCAGGAGUCCUCGACCCUCAACUCGACGCCGCUGAUUCGCGUCCAGGAGAACCUCGUGACCCUCGCGCUGAGCGUCCUCCAUCGCGUGUUUGAGCUCGAAGGCGCGUUUGUGAGCAGUGUGCGCGCCAGUGCGCUGGAAAGCACCGUUGUGGAGCCGCUGCACCGCCUCCUCGUUCGAACCCCCCAACACGUGAUCACGCUGGCCAAGUACAUCCGAUACACGCCGCAACCCAGCAUUGCGCUCCAGUCGGCCAAACUUCUGCACCACCUAAGCACCCACUUGCCGCCGACGCACUUGGUGCAGUUGCUGCACGACCACGGAGAUGACCGCGAGAUCCGCGACGGGUACGUGUCUGUGAUCAUGGACGAGUCGGCUGCUUGGUCCGAGGCCAAACGCGUGGUGCUGGACAUGUUGCUGGACAACGUCCGCAAACCAGUGCCGAACCUGUCGACGUUGCUGCUGCUGUCCUCGUCUGCUACUGGGGACGAAUCCAACAACGUGCUGGACGCGUUGCUGCUGGUGCUCGACAACUUGAACUUUGUCCACGCCCAGCCCGUGUUGAGCGAACGCGCGCACGAGUUGGUGUACCGCGUGCUGUCGACGCCGACACUCCAAAAGAUUCGAGGCGCGGGGCUGCAGCACCUGGAAGGCUUCCUCACCCGUCAGAUCCAAACGCUUCCGACGCUGUGGUCCAUCCAGCGCCACGUCACGGCACACCGGGACGUGCUGGCCUUGAUUCACAUCCGGCGGUGGCUCGUACAGGACGUGGCGCUGGUGGUGUUUCAAUCAAAACAGGCGGCGCCGCUGUUUGCGUCGUCGGCUCCCGUCUCUGUGCUGUUGGCGCUGCUCGACACCACGUCGUUUGUCCAUGCGCCCCCGCCGAUGCCCCAGGAUGACGCCGGCUUGAAGUUGGCGGACCAGUGCACGGUAGAGCAAGACCAACGGCUGUACAUCGACGUGGUGAAAUUCCAAUCACUGCUUCUCGAGCACCAGUCUACCGAUCAGUCGGCGCCGUUGGUUCAGUGGGCGUUGAGCUGGAAUCGGUUCUCCGAACGCAUUGCCGUGGAAGCGCAGGCGCUCGAGGCGUGGACGGCGCUGGCCCAAGUCCUCACCGUGGACCACCACGUCAGUGUCAAGGAAUUGUACCAAGUGUGGCAAACCCUGCUCAACAAGGCGCAGACGAAGGACGCCGUGGGCCACUUGGUCGAGUUGGUGGCCAAAGUCAGCGUCACACUGAGCUUUCAGAUCCGCGCCGACCGCGUCCACCAGUCCUCGUCUGGGCUGUCGUCGUACCAGCGUCUAGAACUCCUUCAAGACACGGAACGGGUCGUGAUGCAGACGACGUUGCAAUCGAAUCCGUCGGCGGGCCGCCGCGCGCGCAGCUGGCUGUACACGUCGCUGUUGCACUUGAUGCGAUAUGGUCAAGAAGAAUCCAAGGUGGACACUGGAAGAACCACCGCCACGCAUCCUGGCACCCGCGACGCGUUGAGCCACCUCGUGCUGGGGGCCCAAGAGCCGACGUUGUUUGACGAGUACGUGUGGAAGGACGUGUUCUUGUCGACACUGUGUCGAGACGCCAGCGAAGCCGCGUCGGAACCGCUGAGCAUGGGGCUGGCCAUGAACGUGCUAGGGCUGAUUCUGAGCUGCUCGUCCAGCGGGCGCGUGAGCAUUCUGCGGCUGCUCCCAAUGCCCCACCUGUGCAAUGUGCACUUGCAGUUGCGCGAGUCAAACCAGGACGAACUGGCAGACACAGUGGUGUCGUUCUUUGUGCAAGUGGCGCAGUCCAAAGAAGGCGCGCUGACAUUGCUCCAUGGCGGCGUCGUGCGCACGCUCAUGCAGUGCACGACGUUUCCCGUCCAGCGCCCGCAGUGGAUCCAGGAGUCGGACACGUGGCGCGCUGCCGAACACGCGUACUUCCAAAAGUGGCUGCCUGUGCUGCGCCUGCUCGGGGCGCUCUGCACGGCCCUGCCUCGCAACGCAGAAUGCAUCCAAGUAGUGUUGAUCUUCCUCCACAAGCACAUCAAACUCGUCAACGGCGCGUUAAACGUGGAGGUACAUUCGCCGUCGCUCCAGCGCCUCGUCGAGAUGUCGCAGGUGCUGCUGCUGCUGCGCACAGCGGCAGGCCACCCCAAGCUACUGGAGUCGCUCGUCGGUGCCCCCAAGGUCGUCAAGCUGACGCAAAAAGUCGUGCACGUGGCUUCAUAUUACGGACGAACUCUGGGAAGUUUCACAGGAGGGUGGUGGGCCGCGAUCGUGCCCCGUACCUUGUCCGAGCAGGAACAGGCCGACGUCGCCGGCUCCGUCGCGUGUUUGCCGUCCGCAAGCCUCUUUGACGAGUGCAAGUGGGACGCAGUGCGCUUCGUCCUGUCACAGGCCACCGCGUACUGCCGCAUCCGCAUGCUCAGCUGGGACUCUCCAUUGAAGACCACCAAGAGCGAGUACGUGGCGAUUGCAGUGCUGGACGCUGACCAGGACUGGCUGGCGGCGCUGGUCACGUUUGUCGAUCUGUACCGAAAAGACGUGGACAAGGACACGCUGGUGUUUCUCAUUGAAAACACCACCACCGUUCUGGCCCACCACGCCCUCCACGGUCGCCAUCAUGCCACGGCCGCCGCGAUUCUCACCACGCUUGGCUCGGAUUUUGAGAACCGCGGUCUGCUUCAUCUGUUGAGCCGCAAACUGCGGGAUCUGGUUAGCUCGACGCCGGCGCAACCAUAAUACUAGCUAAUCCUUGUUACUUUCGAAAUACAUGUCCAAAAGACACACAUUCCAUCGUC